AUGGCACUCAAUCCUUUCAUGCUGUCUCUUCUCCCAUCGCUGCUGCUGGCGAUGGCCUCCCUGAGCAAUGCUCACCAGAUCAACGACGCCCGCAUCCUCAUUUACUCUGCCACGCGCGACUUCAGGCACGACUCCAUCCCAACCGCUGUGGACGCGCUGGUGAAGCUCGGACCGACCUCGCGAAUGGUCUUCGACCAUACGGAGGAUCAGGCUCUGUUCACCGACGACAACUUGGCUCAGUAUGACGCCUUGCUAUUCCUGAGCAACACGGGCGAAGUGCUAGACACAAGCGGGAAGGCGGCGCUUCAAACCUACCUGGACAAAGGCGGGAACUUCAUUGGCGUGCACUCUGCGUCGGAUGCGUUGCGCAAUACGACCUUUUUCCUGCAUGAAGUAGGAGCACAAUUCGACUAUCACCCCGAACUGCAGGAUGCGGAUUCCACCUUCCUCAGCCACGUCAUGGGAGGCAUCUCGUGGACAUUAGAGGCGAACACCACUCGCGCGUUCAGUACGAGCGGUUUGGUGGGUAAUGGCACCACCUCCACGAGAAGCGCAAACUCCACGUCGAGCACGGCGCCUGCUAGCGCAACCUCCACUGGUGGCGCAACAUCGUGGUCAAGCGGUCUUGCAGCAGUGGUGACCUCUGUCGUUGCAAUCCUGUCUGCUACUCUACUCUAG
Epithele typhae is the source of this 678-nucleotide messenger RNA. RefSeq names its product trehalose utilization-domain-containing protein. NCBI's taxonomy places the organism in Eukaryota, Fungi, Basidiomycota, Agaricomycetes, Polyporales, Epitheliaceae. The record is from RefSeq and is a predicted model, not a curated record. The transcript is spliced from 5 exons. The coding region runs from base 1 to 678 and encodes 225 amino acids.